AUAGAUUUAAUGAACGGAAGUAGUAUGGCUGCCUAGUCGAAAAAAUGUUUUGCAAACUUAUAAUUUUGUGCAUUUUGCACUUUACUUGCGGUUUUGGAAGUCAAGAGUUGACUGAUUGGUCAGCGUUGUAUGAUUACAAGGAUUUUGGCAGCUCUUCUCCAUUCUUCCAUGUCGUACCCGAACUUGCUACAGAAUCUACGUGGGGUUAUCAAGUCAGUAAAUACCCAGCUGAUUGUGAAGAUCAAAAUGUUACAAUUGUGAUACAACAUGGAAGUCUACCAGUGAUUAACCCACUUGGUGAAAAAUUUCCCGACAACUUUUAUGUAGUUAGAAGUCCAGCUUCAAGGGCAAUAUUUUCUCUUAUCUCAAAUAAUGUGACACUAGAAUCUACUGUGAGUAAACCUAAACAAGGACCAUGGUACAGUGUAGCAUACCUACCUCCACCUGAUAAAGAUAUAAGACCUAGUGAUUUGUUUACAAAGUGUAAAUACAAGAUAAGAAACUGGUUUUCUACUAAGACACUUGACAAUGUAGCUUCUGUUGAUGUAAAUGAAAAAACUGAUGUCAGAUUGCCAAAAAAUGGGAAAAGAAUUUUCAAAUUUUAUGUUCCUCUACAAUCACAUGAACUACUAGUUAAUUUGAAUGGCUGUAACUAUGGAAACCAGUCAGGUUGUGCAGUGACCUUAAAAGUAAGAGGUCAUGGCCUUCCUGGUCCAAAAGCUACAACUGUGUCAAAAAUUUGUUCUGAAACAGAGACAGACUGUGUUCUUCAACUUUUCCAGCCAGAGGUGAAUGCUUGGAAUUAUCUGGAGAUACAGUCUACUGUUGAUGAGACAUUGACUGCUUCUAUAUCAUUUGUACUGAAAGAAUGUACAAUGGAGGAGAAAUACUUACCUGAUUCUACAUGUCAGUUGUCUCCCUUAUUAAGCCGGUUCUCGUAUAAUGUCAAGUUCAAGGACAAGUUUGCACUUGUGAAUGGAACCAGGCUAAAAGAUAUAAGUUUAUCUCUAUCAGAAAACCAGUCACGGGGGAUUCCAUUCCAGUUACAGGAUGGGCAGGAUACUGGAGGCAGUCUGGUUCUCAAUAUGAAGCUUAAACAAAUUACAACCAUUGAUCCCAAGGAUCUGAAUGUGAAGAUUGCGGUUUGUCUCCAUAGAGAUGUUGUCCCGGUAAAUGUAGAUAUUCUCCACUGUGAAAAUGGUUACCAUGGUAAUGUUACGAGCUCAGCACCUGAAGGUCAAGGUUCUCUCAAGGUUGUGGUUCCUUAUCCUCAAGCUGGCAUAUGGGUACUUGCUAUGAUGAUGCAAUGUUUUAAACCUCCAAAAGACACAAGCAGUGACAUCGUAUUCAUUCCAUGCAGUACUGUGACAGCUGAUUUAAAUAUUACUAUAGCAACAGAUGCAUGUGUUGAGGGGAAAUGUUCUAACAAUGGUCGUUGUAUCAACUACCUUAAUGGUCAAGUUCUCUACACUACAUGCAGGUGUAAUUCAGGUUGGCGAGGUUACGACUGCUCUGACGGUAGUGAGGUUAAAGAUGGCAGUGCCCAACUUCUAGAACUUUUGUUACUGACAGUCAGUAAUAUUGUCUUCCUCCCAGCUAUCAUUCUAUCUAUAUACAGGAAACAUUAUGCUGAGGCCCUCGUUUAUACAUACACUAUGGUGUUUUCUGCUCUGUACCAUGCAUGUGAUGGGGAUAGAAUGGAAGGAUAUAAAUACUGCAUUCUGAACAUUAACAUUCUGAGUACAUGUGACUUCCUUGGCUCAGCAACCUCUAUUUGGAUAACCUUGGUAGCAAUGUCAAGGCCACCACUACAGUUUAAGGCUCUCAUACAAAUUGCUGGUCCCCUGGGAUUAUUGAUUGGUGUAUUAUAUAAGAAAACAAGUGCGUUCCUGUUCCUGGUACCAGCAGGUCUUGGAUUGUUGCUCAUUAUGAUAUCUUGGAUGUGCAGAUGCUGCUACAGACAUAAAUGUUACCCAACCAAGAAGAAAUAUCUGAUUUGUUUGUUACCUGGUGCCCUACUUGUGUGUGGAGCUCUUGCAAUAUUUACAUUUCUACAAGACGAGGAGAAUUACCUGUAUACACACAGUGCAUGGCAUGUUUGUAUGGCACUUAGUAUAGUGUUCUUAUUACCACCUAGAGAAACUAGAGGAUUUUACAAAGUAAAGAAGAAUGGUCAGGCUGCCCUACAGUCAACUUACCAGCCAAUAAGAACAAAUAGUGAUAACUAUGCUAUCUAAUAACCAGCAUUGAUCAAUAUUAUAUCAGCUUUUAACUUUAAUUUUAUUUCACUCACUUUACAGUGUGCAUUAAUUUCUUUAAAUUUAUGUUUACACAUAUCAUUUUCUGUCUUGUUAUUUUUUUGUACAAAAAGUGUUGUUUUUUAUUUACAUUUGAAUGAUAUUUUAUGCAAGAAAGAACAAAGAUUUUCUUUUAUUUACAUUUUUUUACAUAAAGAACAAGUUAUGAUUAAAGCUCAUCUCUUCUAUUAUUUACACUAACAGGGAUUAUUCUAAGCUCAAUUAAUGCUUAUUUUUAUGCUUUUAAUUAUUUUUAGUUUUUAACACUAAAACCUUUUUUAUCUUUUUAUUAGGGAAAUGUUCUGUGGCCUAAUCUUGAAAAAAAAACUUUCAACAUUAUCAAAGUAGUCACUAUUAAUUCCAUACACCUGCUUAGGUUAACCUCUUAACCCCACCACCUCUUCUGUCGUGGUGAAUCACUUGCAUAUAGCAAUGUUAAAAAGCUAUACCCACCUUAUAUUUUGAUAAAAUUCUCAAAACUGUUCAGCCCAGUUAUUAGGGAAAGUUGUACCACUUACGUCAGGCAGAUUUGCUCAGAAAUUGUUGCCUUUGUGUAUUUACUGUAGGUGUUUGUUUAACUCCUACCAUUCUAAAUAUGUUAAAUUGACUUGUCCAUCUUUCAAUGUGUAGAAAACAAUUCAUUAUUUUAGGGAAAAUUUCAAAAUAUAAAAUGAGUGAAUAAAGGACUCAGCAGAUGACACCCAUUUAGGUCUGCACUAGUAUCAUGUGUAGAUUCAGUUACUGCCAGAAAGCUCAGGGUUAAAAACAAAUUUUUUUUUCAUAGGAACUUUUUUGGGAAAACAUAAAAGUAUGUUAAACUUCUACAUGAUUAAUUUUUCAAAGUAUAAAACUUGCAAAUCAGUGUCAGGAUUGUAUGGUAUAUGGUUAUAUAUUUCAGCUUCUAUUAUUAAAUGAAAUAGUUAACUACUGGUUUUCUUAAUUUUACUUGAUUACAUUGUACUUUGGUCUAUGUUUCGUUUUCAUGUAGACACCAGUAGAAAGGGGUGGGAUGGGGUAUAAGUUAUACUGAGCAAUAAAUAUAAAGAGCUGUGUCCAUGAUGGGAGUUACAUGUUGUAAAGGGGAAUGCUAUAUUCCUGGCUAGUGGGUUAUAAUAUAUACAAUGACAGUCAGAUGAUCUUGAAGGCUUCAUGAGAACAUUUUUAUGUCUGUCACAGGUUUCAAGUUAAAGGGGGUAAGUUUAGUGUGACUAUAGAAAAAUGGUAAAAACUAGUAGUUGUCUGCUUAUGAAGUUAAUACAGUGACUUGGUAUAUAGGAAAUUGUUUGUUAUAAAGAGGAUAUUUAUUUGUUUUGCAUGUAAGAUCAAAAUAUAUUUCGCAGAGAGAACACCAGAUGAAAUAUUUUCAUGCAUGGCAUAGUCAGGAUUGAAAAUAUAAGAGCUGAUGUUAACCAGUGAAACAUGAUUUGAUCUUGCAUACAAAACAAACAGUUCAUGCUUCUAAGGGGUUUUAAAUCAUUCUUACUGAUUUUUGCCACAUAACAACAUGCGCUCUCAUUCAUGAUGUCAUCAAAUCAUCAUGUUACAUUGUUUGUGUUGAAAAAUAAUUUUGUAAAUUUUUACGAAUAAUGUUACAUUUUUAAAAUGACAUGUGAAGAUAUUAACAUGCUCCUCUUAAUCAAGCGCAUUUUACUCACAAUGAUGUGUAUUUCUGGCGAUUUUCUACUUAGAUAUAUUUUAGAUUUUCUACUUAUCUUAGAAAUAUUUUAGAUUUUUUUCUGAAUCUUAGAUAAAUUUUUUUUCAUCCACAUUCAGAUAAAGUCCAGCUCCUGUGAAAAUUAUAUUUUAUAAUUGCACUGCAAAAUUAUCACCAUAUAAUUUCACAGUCCACAAAAAAAGCAUGUAGUAAAUUGCUUUUAUUUUCCCACCUGUUUUAUGGUAAAUUGGUUAAAAUUCAUGACAGGUAAAAGUAAAUUUUCUCUGAAAGUAAAUUUUCUAUAUCCGAUCAUUUUUCAAGAAAAUUUUUAUAUUUAACUUAUGUACACAUAGUUACGUGCAGUACAUUGAUAGGGUUAUAGUGUGAGAUGGUAUUUAUGUGAUUUAUAUAUUUUAUUUUUGCCAUUUAAGCAGAGUACUAUUUGAGUUAGAUAUUUUCUGGAGUAUUUAUGAUUUAAAACAUGUAUGUUAUUGUACUGUCUCAUUUAAACCAGAUAUAUUAA
Ruditapes philippinarum (Manila clam) is the source of this 4474-nucleotide messenger RNA. Its product is annotated as post-GPI attachment to proteins factor 6-like. The transcript is spliced from 12 exons. Lineage: Eukaryota; Metazoa; Mollusca; Bivalvia; Venerida; Veneridae. Bases 45 to 2237 code for a protein of 730 amino acids. The record is from RefSeq and is a predicted model, not a curated record. Gene Ontology annotation, cellular component: plasma membrane.